AUGGAUACGAUAUAUACAUUAGUUUUUUCAAUUUUUUUAGAAACAUAUUCAAAAAUAUAUUCUUUAGCAGAAGAUUUUAAUCAACUCAAAACAUUCUAUCAAACAAAUCAUGAUUAUGAGUUAAAGGAAACAUUUGAGACAAAAGAAUCUUCUUUUGAAAAUGUAAAAAUUAGCAAUUUACAAGAUGACAAAGAAAUACAACAAGAAAUGCAACAAUUUGAUAACCAAAUUCUUAUGCCAUUACAAAUUGAACAAUUUCGAAAAAUAUUUGCCCAACAUACCAUCAAAGAAAGUAAUGAAGAACAAGAAACUAAUGAACUCUUCUAG
This is a messenger RNA of Cetraspora pellucida, 327 nucleotides long. The record is from the annotation of a GenBank genome assembly. Lineage: Eukaryota; Fungi; Glomeromycota; Glomeromycetes; Diversisporales; Gigasporaceae.